UUCACCAUUUUCAGAAGCGAGCGGGCAGGCGGGGCUGUUAUUCCGGGCGACAGUCCUUUAUUUUUGCAACCGCAUCACUUCCCUCCCAGUGGUAUUGUGAAGAAAGAAAUGGGAAGCGGGAGAGGACCAGCUGCAAGGCGCGCCCCAUUUAAAGCGGAGGCGCGAGAGCCGGGCCGUCACGUGACGCGGUUCCUGGAAAGUUCUUGGAAAGCGGCCUUCGCAUUUUUACUAUUCGAGGGAGCUGCAAGCGAGGGAAGCAAGGAAGCAAGGGAGCGGGAAGACAGUGGAGGGUUCUCGGCUGCUGCAAGCCAAAGCAGCACCGACUUAGCUCCUGACGCGCCUCCUUGUUUUGAAGUUGGUGAGGUGUUGGCUUAUUGUGGUCUGUCUGCGAACCACGAGAAACCUUCACCCUUUCUUUGCUAGAAGCGAAGAGCCACUGCCGGCUUCAGUUCCUGCAGCAGCACCAGAGCAAACAAAUAAAAGGGAAGGGGGGGAAGCGCCCCCCACGUGUAUUCCGCCCUCUUUAUUAUGCCAGCCCCUCUCCCCGUGUGGUUGGUGGCGCGCGCGCCAGGGAGAAAAUCCCUCCAGCCAGCCAGGAUUGUUUGCUGUUAUUUGCUUGGCGUCACGGCGUCACAUGAAUAUUUCCUGCCCCUGGUAGUAACAACCCUUUACAGAGAAUAAUAACCUAAGCCUGGUCAUGGUCGAUCGGUCUCCCUCUUUGCAGCAGCAGCUGCUGCAGCCGCGCUUCUUCCCUUUGUAGUUUCUCUCUCUUUGCUUUGCCACAAAAGCGAGGCUGAGUAUGGUAGCGGGCAAGCAACUGCCUCUGUGCUCGCUUUGGCCUACCCGCUCAUAAACCCUUUUUUUAAAAAAGGCAAGAAAGAAAAGAGGAAGCGCCGGGGGGGGGAAAAGAAAAAUCGGAUCUAUACAGCGCUUGUCGGCAGAGGCGAAGGGUUGCAGGUUGCUGACUGGGGGGAUCUGGAUGGGUUGGGAUAGCCGCCAGGGCCUCCGUUAAGGGCAAGGCCCCUUCCCCUAACGCCGUGGCUCCCUUGUCUCUGCCCCCAAAUGACCCUGCGCUCGCCCGAAUCCUCGGAUGGCAGCACCGACAGGGCUGGGCCCCAGUGGGAGGCUGGAGGAGCGGCGGGAGAGCCUUCCGAGGAGGAGCGCCUGGAUUUUGCCAUGCGGGAAUUGAGACUUGCAGGAUGGUACUGGGGUAACUUGACUGUUGCAGAAGCCAAAGAGAGAUUACAAGAUAAAUCUGAAGGCACUUUCUUGGUCAGAGACAGCUCACACUCGGAGUACCUGCUUACUAUUUCAGUAAAAACAUCAGCAGGACCUACCAACCUACGCAUAGAAUUUCAAGAUGGUAAAUUCCGACUGGAUUCUAUUAUCUGUGUUCGAUCAAGGCUCCGGCAGUUUGACAGUGUGGUCCACCUUAUUGAAUAUUAUGUUCUUAUGUGCAAGGAUAGAACUGCCUCUGAAAUACCUUCCAAUGGAACAGUCCAUCUUUAUUUGAAAAAACCUCUCUAUCAUUCAACUCCAUCUCUGCAACACUACUGUAGAGUAGCUAUAAACAGAUACACAAAUGAGAUCCAGGAACUUCCUUUGCCAACGAGACUGAAAGAAUUCUUGAAAGAAUAUCAAUAUCAGGUAUAAAUAUAUCAUCUACUCUGCCUUGUUUUUUAAAUAAAUACUGAAUACAA
Messenger RNA from Rhineura floridana, 1700 nucleotides. RefSeq names its product suppressor of cytokine signaling 2 (gene SOCS2). The coding region runs from base 1063 to 1653 and encodes 196 amino acids. The transcript has 3 exons. NCBI's taxonomy places the organism in Eukaryota, Metazoa, Chordata, Lepidosauria, Squamata, Rhineuridae. The record is from RefSeq and is a predicted model, not a curated record. Gene Ontology annotation, molecular function: 1-phosphatidylinositol-3-kinase regulator activity. Gene Ontology annotation, biological process: phosphatidylinositol phosphate biosynthetic process; intracellular signal transduction. Gene Ontology annotation, cellular component: phosphatidylinositol 3-kinase complex.